Molecule: messenger RNA, 5682 nt
Organism: Bombus impatiens (common eastern bumble bee)
Lineage: Eukaryota; Metazoa; Arthropoda; Insecta; Hymenoptera; Apidae
Product: synaptotagmin-10-like
Exons: 10
Coding region: 1-1449 (482 amino acids)
Biological process (GO): cellular response to calcium ion; calcium-ion regulated exocytosis; regulation of calcium ion-dependent exocytosis
Cellular component (GO): membrane
Molecular function (GO): calcium ion binding; phosphatidylserine binding; clathrin binding
Source: RefSeq, a predicted model, not a curated record
AUGGGCGUCGUUAAGACCGCUUCUGAGAGCGUCCUCGAGGAAACUAUCGUUCCUAGCGAGGAAGCGAAUUAUUCCGUGCAAGGCCACGCCGAAGAAUGGACGGAAACGUUUCCGUAUCAGCUGCUGGUUGGAACGGGAGUAGCGUUGAUGGCUCUAUUACUGUUAGCCGCCGUGAGCUUCCAAUGUUCUUCUACCUGGCGAUGGUUAAUGAGGGUGAGACGGCACAUGAAGGAGCAAGACGCUGAGAGCGACCUAUCGCAACAAAACGCUAUACGUAUCAGUCAUUCUCUGCCGGAUCUCCAAUCAGAGCCAAUCACUCACGAGUACGUCCAAGAGCAAAAAGAUAGCAAAAAGGUAUUGCGCCAGACGACCCUACCCAUUGUACCGAUGAGACACCAGAGUUUUCAAAGACAACUCUCCCAUCGUCUCGAUCUACCGAUUAAGUUUAGCAUUUGCAGUCUGGAGAAUCGUAGCGAUUCCAGCCUUGGCUUAAUCAAGCCGGAACUUUACAAAAAGGAGCUGGGACAAGAGGACGCGGAUAGUUGCAGUACCACGGAGAUGGAAUACGCUGGCAAGCUACAUUUUGCUUUACGCUAUGACAAGGAGAUGGAGGGUCUUGUGGUCAAAAUUCUAGAAGCUCGAGAAUUACCAGUGAAGGAUGUGACAGGUAGCAGCGAUCCUUAUGUUAAAGUGUAUCUUUUACCAGACCGAAAGAAGAAGUAUCAGACGAAAGUGCAUCGAAAGAAUCUAAAUCCCGUAUUCAACGAAACGUUUAUAUUCAGUGUAUCGUAUGAAGAACUGAGGGAGCAGUAUCUUCAGUUUUCCGUUUACGACUUCGAUCGAUUUUCCCGGAACGAUUUAAUCGGGCAAGUGGUAUGGAAGGAACUGCUGGACUGCACCGACCUCGAACAAGAGAUUGAGUAUACGAUGGACAUUCUGUGCGCCAUGCAGGACAAAGUGGACUUGGGAAAAUUGAUGCUGUCGCUCUGCUACCUACCGACUGCUGGCCGGCUAACAGUGACUGUAAUUAAAGCGAGAAACUUGAAAGCUAUGGAUAUAACAGGAUCGUCAGACCCAUACGUGAAGGUGUACCUGCUGUGCCAGGACAGACGAAUCAAAAAGAAGAAGACCUCUGUGAAAAAGAACACGUUGUUUCCCGUGUACAACGAGAUCUUGGUGUUCGACGUACCGGCGGAAAACAUCGAGGACGUCAGUCUCAUAGUAAAAGUAAUCGAUUACGACAGAAUCGGUUCGAACGAAUUAAUGGGCUGCACAGCGAUUGGCGCUGAUUUCAUUGGUAUUGGACGCGAACAAUGGCUAAAAAUGCUGGAGAAUCCAAGGAAACCGGUGACGCAAUGGUAUCCACUGAUGGAAACGGUUCCUGGCCAUAUUCCAGCUGUGAGUUCGGAACCUCUUCCAGUGAGUCUGAGCUGCUUGAACAGCAGAUGAAAACAGCACGGCUGGAAUAAGUAUCGCGGGAAGUCGCAGUUCUUGUCGGACGUCGGCUUGGGCGUUGUUUCCUUCUGUCGUCAUUUAAUGCACACCGCUUGACUGACUUAAGUACAAUUCCUAUCUUAAAAAAGAAGGGCUCGAGAAAGAAACACGAAAGAAACAAAACAAACCAAACCAAAAAUAAAAAAAAGCAAAAAUGUAAAAAAAAUCAGAAAAAAGACAUAACACACUCUGUGCUUUUUGGAAUAUAAUCAAGCGUGGCGAGCGUGAAAUAGUAAACAAACAGUAGAUCGUAGUAGAAUGUUUGUAAAAGCGUAAUAUGAUAGCGGAGUUGAUGGAUGGCCAGGUUGCUCAAACUAUCUUUGCAAAAAAAGUAACGAAAAAAUAUACAUAUAUAUAAGUAUAAAAAAAACAAUAUUAAGAAGGAGAGAAAGAGAGCAAGAUAGAAAUAAAAGAUAGAAUAGUUUAUUUUUUGAGAACGAAUCCAGGCUGGUCCUGUAUUCAAGCGUACACACGAAUACGAAAUAUAGUUUAACAACUAUACCACAAGCAUAUAUAUUUUAUCAUCAAGAGAAAAGAGAUUCAUUGACCCAGUAGAUGGUUGAGAAUGGAGCAAAAUUUUAUGAUGAUCCAAAAUAACGGAACGCGCGAAUUGUUCGCUGUUCCAUACUUUCACAAACACCUUUUUUUUCAAUCGAACAAUACGACCAAGAUACCAGGAUAACGAUUGGGAUCCCUAUAGACACGUGAAAUUUCUACAGACAAUAUUGGAAAAUAAUUGUCUGGCGGAAUAUAAAGAAUAGUAGAAUUGUGAAUAGAGAAAAUAAGCUUUGCUAUAUACACAGCACUUCGAAAUAAUUGGUAAGAACAAAAGGAACGAAAGGUAAUACUCGUCGGCGAUUUAAAAUUUAUUUGUAUAGCAUUAUCUUUGCUUCCUUAACUGUACCUGAAUUGUAAAUCUUCUUUCAUUUGGAUAUUAGUAUCCUUUGCUGUUCAAAAAUAUUAUUACAAAUAAUUUGUAUUUUACGAAACAGAAAUAUUCUGCUAUAAGCUCCGAUUCAGUCGGAUCAUUUAUCUCUGCAUGCCUAUGUAACGAGUAUCGUAAAUAUUUAAGCUCGCUGAGAUCUACAAAUACGAUGUCAACAACGCAUAAAGUUUGUUAGUUAUACAAUGUGACACAUAUAUGGUUGCAUAUUACUUAUGUACGUGACACUAUUGCACAGCAAUUAUGCUGCACUCGUUGGCUUGCUAUACAAUAUACGAAAUAAACAACACGAUACAUACAAUAGUCGCUUCAGAUAGCGAUCUUCGUGAAAUCCACCGGAUAGGUCCUAUCGUGUAAUCAAAGCACCUCUUUCGUGCUUCCGAAGUUAACUCUUUCUGUCGAUUAAUCUAUGCAUGAUGCCACGAAGAAAUAUUCUAAGGACAAUAACCGAUUUAACCAGAUAAAUCCUGUAGACUUCGAAUAGAGCAAUAUUUCCUAAACGUAAACGUAUCCGUGAACGUUACUAAUCGUUGUUCUAUGUGAAUCGUGUGACACGAACACAACGGGAAGCAACCAAACGAAGAGCAGGAUAAUAUAGACGAAAAAACAAGAUAAAAAUAGAUGUAGCGAAAGCGACGUUUACUAAUUCACGCUCCUACGCCAAUUUCGCGCAAAUGUUCUUAUUUAACGCGAUACGUGUUUCGGUAUGAGGCUCGUCGAAGGGCACUGUUUGUGAUAACGCGCCCGGAGGUACGUGCAUUCAUAUGAAACGAACAAAUAAACACACAUACAGAAACAAGCGAGUACAGUCCUUUCAAGGAAAGUGUGUAAUGUAAUGACAAUGAUAUCAUUACGAUUAAGAGUUUGUAUCGGUGAAGGCCGUUGUAGGUAAUUUCUAUUAUGGCGCCUGUCUACCUCAGCUAUCCUUUUCUCGGAAAAGGAAGGAAGGAGAGGAUUUCUUGGGAAUCUUAUAGAUUUAGGAGAUUUAGAAGGUAAGCGUUCUUAAUGGUAAUUCAAAAAAUACAAAAUUGUGGAAAAGUCGUGAAAUCGACUAGUAUGAGAAAAAGAGAGAGAGAGAGAGAGAAAGAAAUAGAGACGUUCUAAGUUAGUAAAGAAAAGUUAAAGAAGCGUCUCGUAGAGGCAUGGAUAAUUUAUUUAGGAACAUUUAUCGAACUUUAUUGUAAUACAUGUGUAUCUACUCGGUAACGUUGCAUGCACGUGCGAAGGGCUGCGUCGUAAAUAAAUGAAUCAACGCGAACGAUGCGGAGCGUGUAUAUCACACGUAUACAAGCGACAUUAUGAUGUAUCGUAAGAAACAUGUAUAACAGGUAUAAUAACCAAGUAUAAAAUUGAAGAACACGGGGAGAGAAAAGUGAAAGAGGAGCGCGCGUAAAAUGGUACCAAUUGUCACGCGUCUAUUGAUACCUCGAUCGACCGCGAUGGCUCGUACUUUAUGUCGGUUAACGAUCGAUCAGCCAUGAAAAGUACAGAAACUGCAUUCUUGCAUGUACAUGGGCGUCUUUGGAAGACAGACGGAUGAGGAGGAUCGUCGAGAAGCGAGCAAUCAAUGUAUACGUAAAACAAAAUAAUUGCCUGCUUAAUUAUUAAGGUAUGAGAUUUCGUUUGUAAAGACACUCUGUGUUCCAUGUAGUUGAAAGUAUAUCUAACCUGUAUCGAAACAUAGAUUACUGUGCAAGAGGUACUAUAGAAUGAUAAUUUUUUGAACUAAUUGCAAAAGAAAAUGGUGAUAACAUAAGUACAGUAGAAACACGAUAAAAAUGUGCCAAGCCGCAAAAUAGUGUAGUAUCGUAGAAAGUAGCGCAGAACGUCAUAAGCUUUUAGUGGUUAAUCCUCGGAGCAUAUACACGCAUAUAUACGUAUAUUUGUAUAAUCGUUGUACUAAUACGCGUAUCCAGUCAAUUUGAUAGUUUAGCUGCCGGUGAGUUUUUCGAGAUCGUCCUUUGAGAUUCCAGCGACGCCCAUCGUUGGUUACACGGCAGACAAAAUUAACAUAACUAUUAUAUUCUUUCGUACGAAUUACAAGCAUUGUACUACAGACUGAACUUAUCCGAACAAUUUCAUACGGUGAACGUAAUUACCGCGAUGCCUGCAUCGUUUUGCAAUUGGAGUAGCCGUUCAAACGUACUGAGACUGAAGAACGUUCUUUUCUAUGUAUAUGCAAGGAAUAGAUACAUGGUAGAAUAGAUCUGUAAUACCAUAAUACUGUAGCUAAGGUCAGCAGUAUUCACUAGUGAAGGUUACUGAGGGAUAAGUGUUACUAGAUAAGUGCUACUAGCAGAAAAGUAGUCACAGAAAACGUGUUCUUAUAGACAUGGGGAACUAUGAAGAGGAAUAUAAUAUUGCGAAAAAAGAGGAACCGAGCUACAGCAACAGAUACCAUUAAAAUUUACGAUCAGUGCUGUCUGAUUACAUGUAACAUCUUUCAUAUGGCUUUGCUAUACUGCAGUAUAUCCCUAAUUGCUUUGCAGUAGGAUUUCAACCUCGCCGAUAUUUUCCAAUCCCGUGCUCCCUUCCGUAUUUUCCUCUUCAAUACUUUCUUGUUCAUUUUCUACUUAUAAUUUCUUUAACAAUAGCCAACUAUAUUUCAUGUUCUCCUAUUAGUGAGUAAAAUUAGCGUCCUGGUUUCUCAAACAAGUCCAGGUAAAGGAUUGAGACAGUAUUAAUUUUAAGUCGAGUAAUAUCCUUUCAGCAACCGAUGCUGGUAGCUAUUAUUAUAACAUUGAAUACGAGAAUUAGUUAAAAGUUAACGACGCCCGAUGUAAGUGAAGUCGUCGACCUGCGUGAUACUCAUCGUCAGUGUAUGAAUUCUUUUCAAUCUGGCAUUUUUCUAUUCGUUCCUGUAUACUAUUAUUGUGCGUCAAUGUUCGAGUUAGCGGGUUACUUUUUUUGUACCGUAAUCGGAUUUUUCGAGUAACGUCGAACGAUACGAUGUCGUUUCACUUCGCAUCGUUCCAUUGGAUUUGUCAAACCGAUGAAAUAUCGAUCGUGGAUGAUCGAUAUGUGUGGGAUGCGCAUGCAUAUCAUAUCACGAGACGAACGAACGGGCUGACGAGUAUUUACAUAUUUCACUGGACAAGUGAUUUUCGAAUGGAGAGAGUAACCCGGUACCGCUGGUAACAUGUACCUAUUUUCUAACGAGUGUGUAUAAUCUAUAUUGUAUAUCCGGGCACGCCAGUGUCCUCUUGUGAUUGUGAAUGAAAUAAAUAAAUCGGUACCAUAUAGAA